GGAGGAGGAGGCGGCGGAGCGAAAUUUCCUGCCUGGCCGCCGCCUCUGCCCAGCGCCGGAGACCGGCAGGGCGUCCCGCGGUCCGGCGCCCGGGGCCCGGCAGCCCCGGCGGGAGGGCUGAGAGCCGGCAGGAGCAUCGGUGAUCCAGGAUGGAACAACCCUGUCCGUGCCUGCUGCUCUGUGUUAGCUUUCUGUUCGUGCGAGCUUUACCACCGAAUGGAACUGAAUUACCAAAACCCACCAGCACCACAAACUCUACAGAGGAGAACAGCUUACACAAGGACCUGCUGACCUCCAUGCUCAUCCUGCUCCUGGUGUUCAUCAUCUUCAUCCUGUUGGCCGGCUAUUUUUUCAGGUUCCGAAGACAUAGGAAGGCUGUGGUGAGCUCUGGUGACAAGAAGAUGCCGAAUGGAAUCUUAGAGGAGCAAGAACAGCAAAGGGUGAUGCUGCUCAGCAGGUCUCCUUCGGGCCCCAAGAAGUAUUUCCCUAUUCCAGUAGAAAAUCUCGAAGAGGAAAUAAGGAUACGAUCAGCAGAUGAAGGGAAACUGUUCCGGGAAGAGUUUAAUUCUUUAACACCUGGAUACGUGCAGGGAACGUUUGAAAUGGCAAAUAAGGAAGAAAACAGGGAGAAAAACAGAUAUCCCAACAUCCUCCCAUAUGAUCAUUCCAGAGUGAUUUUGACCCAAGUAGAUGGAGUCCCACCUUCAGACUACAUUAAUGCAUCAUAUAUAGACGGUUAUAAAGAAAAGAAUAAAUUUAUAGCUGCACAAGGGCCCAAGCAAGAAACAGUCAACGACUUCUGGAGGAUGAUAUGGGAGCAGAAGUCUGCAGUUAUUGUCAUGUUAACAAACUUGAAAGAAAGGAAAGAGGAUAAAUGUUAUCAGUACUGGCCCGAUCAAGGGUGCUGGACUUACGGGAACAUCCGUGUGUCAGUGGAAGAUUGCAUUGUGCUCGUGGACUACACCAUUCGCAAGUUCUGCAUCCAGUCGCUCCAUGAUGGCUGUAAGGCGCUGAGGCUCGUGACGCAGCUUCACUUCACCAGCUGGCCUGAUUUCGGGGUGCCUUUCACACCUAUUGGGAUGCUGAAAUUCCUGAAGAAAGUCAAAGCGUUGAAUCCUGCCCUUGCUGGGCCAGUUGUGGUUCACUGCAGCGCUGGCGUGGGCCGAACAGGCACGUUUAUCGUUAUAGAUGCCAUGAUAGACAUGAUGCAUGCUGAGCAGAAAGUUGAUGUCUUUGAGUUUGUUUCAAGAAUACGUAAUCAGCGGCCGCAGAUGGUUCAGACUGACAUGCAGUAUUCCUUCAUUUAUCAAGCCUUACUUGAAUACUACCUCUACGGUGACACAGAACUAGAUGUGUCAUCCUUGGAAAAGCAUCUACAAACAUCACACAGUGCAGCACCAAACCUUGUCAAAAUAGGGCUGGAAGAAGAAUUUAAGAAAUUAACGAACGUUCGAAUAAUGAAAGAGAACAUGAGAACUGGCAAUCUUCCAGCAAAUAUGAAGAAAGCGAGAGUCAUCCAGAUUAUCCCGUAUGAUUUUAACAGAGUGAUUCUGUCAAUGAAGAGAGGGCAAGAGUACACAGACUACAUCAAUGCUUCCUUCAUAGAUGGCUAUCGCCAGAAGGAUUACUUCAUUGCCACGCAAGGACCGCUGCCCCACACUGUGGAGGAUUUCUGGCGGAUGGUGUGGGAGUGGAAGUGCCACACCAUUGUCAUGCUCACAGAGGUGCAGGAGAGGGAGCAGGAGAAGUGCUGCCAGUACUGGCCAUCAGAGGGCUCAGUAACUCACGGAGAGAUAACUGUAGAAAUCAAGAAUGACAGCCUUUUAGAUGCCAUAAGUGUAAGAGACUUCGUAGUUACGUAUAAUCAGGGUAACCAAGAAAAGCAAAACAGGCUGGUUCGGCAGUUCCACUUCCAUGGGUGGCCAGAAAUCGGAAUUCCUGCUGAAGGAAAAGGGAUGAUUGACCUGAUUGCAGCUGUCCAAAAGCAGCAGCAGCAGACGGGGAAUCACCCAAUCACGGUGCACUGCAGUGCUGGUGCUGGAAGGACAGGUACAUUCAUUGCACUCAGCAAUAUUCUGGAGCGAGUGAAGGCUGAGGGGCUCUUAGAUGUAUUUCAAGCUGUGAAGAGCUUAAGACUGCAGAGGCCACAUAUGGUGCAAACACUGGAACAAUAUGAAUUCUGCUACAGAGUGGUACAAGAUUUCAUCGACAUAUUUUCCGACUAUGCGAACUUUAAAUGAAAACCUUCUGCCUUAUUUUUUAAUUUGUCUGUAUAAAGAGUUGUAUAUGAUAUUAAUUUAUUCCACGGCGUUUGGUUUGUCGACUUUGGACUGUAAAUAAGACCCUGUUUGCUCUAAAAGUUGCAUUUGCUGUACAAAGUUAUUUCUGAAAGAUAAAUAUCUUCUAAAGCAAAGUAUAAUGUUCAUAUAGAGUAUAUCGCUAUCAGAUGGUAAAGAGAUCUUUAUUCUAAAGAGCAGUAAAUUAAUUCUUGAAGAUUUAUUUCUUUGAUUAUUUCCUUUUGCCACUUUACAGGUAUUUAUCAGCAGUGCCAUUACAUUUACGUUUCAUACUGAGGUAGCGAGCUGUGGUACAUCUGUUUAAAGGAACCAUGUUUCGGCCAUAAACCUUCACAGAAGUCAAUAGGAAAAUGAAAAGGGGUGUUUAUUUGGGGCUGUGUUCUGAUAACCUGCUGCUGCGUGUUUGGGAUUGAUCUCAAGGCCUCACUGAAAGGCAAAGGGGCUGUCCCAGGUAUCACAAUACAGCCCUCUGUAUUGCUUCUAAAGGCUGGUUGUAUGAGCCUCCCCAUGGGUGCCAGCUCUGUAUUGAGUCCUGCUGCCAAUAGGACACAACCAUUCGAAAUGCAGAUUAGAAUUGCUGUUUAAAUUAACGUGACUUUGUAAGUUCACUUAUUCUUUCCUAAAUAUGACACCAGCUUGAAUCAAUCUAUAAGUACAAUAACGUCAGUUUGUCACUAUUGAAGGAGAUUUAGCAUAUCAGGAGUGUGUAUCUAGCAUUUGUCUAACUCAAGAGGCAUUACAGCCCUGGUUGGCCAUGGAUAUAGAGCUUCACCAUGUACAUGUGCAUAACCUCCAGCCACCAUGAGAAGAGGCAGAGGACAGUAGUAAAGAUGGACUUAGAUUCAACAAGGGUAUUUGUUACAAGACUGGGAAACAACAGAACAACAGUGUAGCACAAGCAACAUGAAGAAAAACUGCUUUAUGUUCUUAUCUUCCCAUGUGUGUUAUCAGCAAAGAAGUGCUUCCUUUAGCCAGAAGGGGGAUACGUUUGUGUAUAGAGAUGUAUUUUUAAUGUAAGUACUACUGAUAAUAUUAUGGGGGAAAUAUGUUUUAGAAGACUUUAUUGCAUCCCUGGACGGGAUGUGCUGGGGGUUAGAAAGUGCAAAACUCGCAGGGUGUCUGAAUGUUGAACAAAUGAAAAGUCUUUAUUUUCCACUCUUUAGAACAUGCGUAGGAACCAAUGAGCACAAAAGAGGUGAAUAUGUACUUGAGUUACCUAACUAAUAUGCAAUAGUCCUGUCUCGUCCAGUUGGCUGGGUUUUAUCAAUGCAAACGGAAAAGCCUUACUUAAAAUGAAGCAACUGAAGUGGAUCCUUUCACCGCUCCUGUGAGCAUUUCUCCCUGCUGCUAACAAGGAGCAUCACGUAUUGCAGCACUGAAAGGAGACCGCAGCACCUUCUGCCUCUCCUCACCUUCAUACUGAAUGGAAAAGGUUUGGUUAAGAGAGGUUAAAUGAUCAUAGAAUGGCCUGGGUUGCAAAGGACCACGAUGAUCAUCCAGUUCCAACCCCCUGCUGUGUGCAGGGUCACCAACCAGCAGCCCAGGCUGCCCAGAGCCACAUCCAGCCUGGCCUUGAAUGCCUGCAGGUAUUCAUUGAUGAUAGAACAUAAGUCUAAGAAGUGUUUGCUGCUCUCCAAAGUAGUGUAUCUUAUGGUCCCAUUGCAAACAUUUAGGCUGCAGGUGCAAGGAGCAGCACUGAGCUGAUGUUCCAGCUGUUCAAUGUGUACUGGGAUUGUAGCUGCUAACAGGAAGAAACCCACACCAAUAAUAUAGUCACAAACAGAGCUACGUAGUGAUUCUUAUGUUUCUAAUGAUUUGAGAAGCUUGUUUUCUGGUUCAUAUGACAAGUGAUGGAGAGGCUGCCCAUUGCAGCAUCCCUGUCGCUGUGGAGCCGUGGCUCAACACGGACACACCUGCAUUUUGUUGGUAAUGUUCCUCCAUUGCAUGGAAUGACCUUGGAAACGCCAAAUAGUCGAUUAGAAGCCGUACAUUCUGAUCUGUAACGUGGUUUUGGUCACUGUGUGACUGGACUGACUGUUCUCAUGUAUUAAGGUAGGUUCCAGUUCACUGAGCAUUUAAGCAUUUGCUUGCUGCCAUCUCUUCCAAUACACCCGCCGUCCAUUGGCUCUUUGUACCCGGAGCAAUCCCUUAAGUGCUUUGCUGAAUUGGGCCUUAAUGACGAAUGCUGUCUGUAAUUAUACCGGUGUUUUUUAGGCUAUUUUUACUUCUUGGUUUUUUUUAAACUUUGAAAACCAGCCUCAAACUGUUUCCAUUCCCCCUGACACCAUUUGUAAUGUAAAGCUACUGGAACUCUGUGUAACCCAACUGUAUUUAAUAUGUCAAAUCUUUAUAAUAUAUGUCCGUAUAUCAUCCAGUUUGGGCUAUUGUUUUAUUUCAUGUCGUUUCUAAUUAGAUCUCGCUGUUUUUAA
Messenger RNA from Coturnix japonica (Japanese quail), 4726 nucleotides. It is a transcript of the gene PTPRE, whose product is annotated as protein tyrosine phosphatase receptor type E. Gene Ontology annotation, biological process: protein dephosphorylation. The record is from RefSeq and is a predicted model, not a curated record. Lineage: Eukaryota; Metazoa; Chordata; Aves; Galliformes; Phasianidae. Gene Ontology annotation, molecular function: protein tyrosine phosphatase activity.